Molecule: messenger RNA, 834 nt
Organism: Parascedosporium putredinis
Lineage: Eukaryota; Fungi; Ascomycota; Sordariomycetes; Microascales; Microascaceae
Source: the annotation of a GenBank genome assembly
AUGAGUCAAAAUCUUGUGGAAGAAUUCCGUACCAGGCUGGACGAGCCAUUGAUCCUCGCAAUAACGAGUGAAUAUGAUCUCACAAACCCACAGUCACUCAAAGAAGUUCGAAACAUCCUGCUAGAGUUAGCCUCGGGUUCCAUAUCAAACGAAGUUUCGGAACCACCCGCGAAUGGGUUGACCGCAGACGCCAAUGGCUACGCAACUGAUAACUCUACGGAGCCGACAAGCAGCUACAUGGCAUUAAAUCCAGAGCUGUCGGGGACCGAGCAAUCCUUAGGUGGCUGCUGUAGCCAGGGCGAAGAUGUGGGUGGCGAUUUCGCACCCACGAGCCCUCAAAUUGGUGCGCAACGUCGCGCAACGGAUGAUUCAAAAAUCGCCGAACUCGUCUCCAUGUUCCCCGGGCUAGGACUUGAUAAGAUUCAAGGCGCGUUGGAUCGGUCCAUUGGAGAUGUUUCCGGUGCCAUGGACGAGCUCCUUGCCCUGCCCUAUGUUGAACCGCCGGAACAAAAGAAGCCCGCUAUCGACGCAUUCUUCCGGCCUAGUGACGACGACGCCUCUUGCUCUCCUACCAAGAAUAAACGGAAAAAGAAAGGCAAAGGAGGUCACCGGGCAAGAAUUCUUACUAUGAAAGAGGGCGCCCUUAGUGAAAGAGCCGUCAAUGAAAUCAUGUUCAUCAGCGAGCGCCUUGACAUACCAUACGAUAUGGCGAUGGAGACUUAUCGCGACAAUAACUGCUCACAGGUGGUUGCCAUAAUCGCUAUUCUUGAUGAAUACAUCGAUCAGGGGUCGAGGCACAGGGUGAAGCCGAGCUGUCUCAACUCCGUGAUCUGA